CACUUUUCAUUCGACUGAUAUCAAAAACACCCUAGUGAACACACCCAUAUGCCAGAGCCCAUAGUUGUGUAUGCAGCAUUGAAUUUCACGCAUUAUUCAGAAUUGAAUGCAUCAAACUUUAAUGAAUGUGCAAUAAUAACUUUUGAACUGCACUCAAUUCUUAUCAAAAGUACAAUAUGAAAAACCAUAUGUGUUCAGCUGAUACGAAAUGAGUUUCAUGAAAAUGGUCGAUAAAUCGAAUCGAAUUAGUCGAUCACCUAGCAAAAUUUCGAUUGAAAUUAAAAAGUCAAUAAUUUGAGCUUAAAAUUGGCCGGUAAAUUAAGAACAAACACCGAAAUACGGUGUGUGUGUUUUUCGAACAAUUAAUCUGAAUGCUAAUAAAAUCCGUCAACCAAUUUAGAUGACAAACAAAAUUAAACUAACGAAUGCUGCAAUAAAAUAAAAACCGUGUGUGUUUUUGUUUUGCAUGUCAAUCGAUUGUGUUUCGUUUUGCUUUUGAACAAUUGAAUUGAGCAGAAAACGUACCAAAGUGAGUUAGUAUUACAGUAUAUUGAAUACAUGCAAUCGUCCUUCUCUCUCAUUAAGAGCGAUAAUUGCACAACUGAAGCAUGUUAACGAGCCAAAAGAAAAAUUGGUCAAAUUAAAGGUAUUGAUCGUCAAGUGAAAAGAGAACAGCAUACGAAACAUUCGUCAAAUUGUUGUUUAUAUUUGAUGGCAUGUGGCAAACAAAGUCACGAUAUCCGAUGAUGCGAAUGCGGAAUAUAUCGACUUUUUCCCUAUAUUAUUCUUUCUUGAAUAUGUUUUUUUUCUUGCCUUCCUUACAAAGUAGUCGCUACACAUUUUUCUUGUACUAAAAUAGAUGCUGUAAAAAAUAGAUUGGAAACUAAAAUUAAAAUAAACAACAAGCGAGAAGUACACACAAGCAUACGUAGAAACAGCAACCGAUACAGAAUCGGAAUUGCGUGAAUGAAAUGCAUGGAUUCUGUCGCGCAAUCUAUGUACUACGGUUGUGAAAGAGAUGCAUAGACGGCGUUUACUGUCAGAUUACAUACAUAUUACAUGUGUGACAUGACGUGGACGCUCACACGUACACAUAAUAUCAUCCAUCCAACUUAGCGACAUACACACAUUCAACUAAUAGAAUAAUUCUACGGUUCUCGACCUGUCAACCUACCAUGCAUAUGAUGUUGUUGUUGUUGUUGCCAUUUCAAUUAAAUUGUGUCAAAAUUGUACAAUUUUCAUUGGAUUCGAUCGUUUACAGAAUCGAUUCAAAUGUUGUUUCCCUUUAAUCAAAUGUACAGACAAUGUCGUUCAUUGAAGUCAUUUGAACCGGUCACCGGUCAUGUAUUAGAUAAUCAGCUAGCGAGAGAGAGAGAGAUCAAGAGACUGGCUCUUCGGUCAAACUAAUACAUAAACGAUUGCGAUGAACGAGUUUAUCUCUUUAACGCUUGACUUUUCUUCCUUUCUUCUCUUUCAUGAUGGCUCUUCUUGUUCAUCGGCUCUUUCACUUGCACAUAUUCGCUAUUGGCGCCCGGUGCUUCAUCGAAAGUUAUGGAAAAAUACAAGCACUGAGAAAAGAACAGACUAGAAAAAAAAAUAAACAGCAAACAUCUGUGUGAAACAACCCGUGACAGUUGUCGCUUCGCGUUCAUUUUAUACAUAUUUAGCACACCGUUGGUAAGACAGAGACACAUGCACGCAUACACAUUCAUACAGACAUUGCUAAGACUGACGACGAGGCGCUCAUACAAACAGCCGCAUAAAACACACACACACAUACCAUCCAUCUGUGGUUCUGUGUAAGGGAACACCGACAACAUAUUUUUCUGUAGCAUUUUUUAUUUAUCGAAGCACAGUUCGUAUACUAGAUUAAAAGUGGGAUAUUAAAGUUUGGGUACUGCGUAGUUCACUGUGUGUGAAUGCAAAUAAAUCGUCAAUUUUUUCCGACACAGAAAUCACAUUUCCAUUUUAUUGUCAGUGUUUUCAAUUGAUUUGUAGUGAACGCAAAGGAUUUUCACAAUUUAACGAAUAAUCAAUAGUUAAUUGGUCGUUUUUUUCUGUUCCACAAUUGUUAUUCCACACUUCUCUUUCCAUCCCCUCAUCUGUGUCUACUGUAGUGUGUAUAUGUUUGAAAAAAGUUGAUUCCACCAAACAAAAACCAUUAUUCGAAUCGAUUUCGACCGAUAAAUUCGCAAUGAGUAAAACUGAAACGGAAUGGCGAAAUUUUGAUUUGACAACGGACGAACUGGAUCGUUUUACCAAGGCAUUUAAAUCGGAGAAAUUUCGCAGUCUUUUCGUUGAAUAUUGUAAAGAAAUUAAUGAUCCAGAGAAUCGUCGCAUUUACGAAGCUGAAUUGAAACAAUUGGAAGCCGAACGUGGCAUUGAUAUAAAGUUUAUUAAUCCAGAACCAGGAUUUGUUGUCAAAUCGAUUGCGAAUGGUAAUCAAAAGAUAUUCAUUAAUGUGGCAAAGAGUGAUGCGAUCGAAAAGCCCACCAGUCAAUGUGGUUUCGAUGCGAAAACGGGGGAAAAGGGGCUGAACUGGAGCUUACCGUAUGUGCAAUCGAAACCGAAACAUGAUUUUGAUAAAAAUAAGGUGAUUUGUGCCGUAUUCGAUGUCAUCUUCCAUUCGGACACAUUGCAUUUGGCACAAAAGAAUCCAGCAUUCAAGAAAUUGGUCAUCGAAACGGCAUAUGAUGCGGUGCGUUCAGCGUUCGAUUUAACACUUGAUAGUAUUACGAAUUUGAAAUUCCCAAAAUUGGCCUACAAAGGACAACCGACGCCCGUUGUCAUUCGUAAAAAAUGCACCGAACAAUCGAUUAACGCUUAUGGAAAUGCAUUUGGUGGUGGUGUUGGUAAGCAGCAGAAUGGUGAACACCGCAACGGUGACGAUGAAGUGCCGAAACGCAAAGAAGCCAAACCAAUGGCUAACAAUGCCGCUAUCGAUGAAUAUGAAACACCCAAGUAUGAACUAAUCCAUCGGCGGCACAUUGAAAUGCACGAAUUCACCGAUGAAUUGGAUGCGAAGUUGAAUAUCACGGUGCCCAAGGAGCUAGUAAUCAAAAUUCAAUUGCCCUUAUUGAAUUCAUCCAAAGAUGUGGUUCUGGAUGUUAACACAAAAUCGAUUCAUAUGCAUUGUGAUACACCAGCCAAGUACAAACUCAAUGUUAGCCUGCCGCACGAGGUGGACAAGGAAAUGGGAACGGCACAGUUUGACAAUCAAACGAAAAUAUUAGCAAUCACACUGCCAGUAUUGAGCCGUAAGCAGAUGGGCAUUUUUGAUUUGUGCCGCGAGGAUAGCGGCGUUGAAAGCGAUCAUCACAGUCCCAAAGAGGAUAGUUCAUUGGGCUUGGACGACGAUGUUUUCACCGAUGAUUGCGAUCAUUAUUCAAAUCAGAUGUCAACUGAGAUUGAAGAAGUGGGCUCGGUACAACAAACAAAUGAAAAAGAUUCGUUUUUGGAAUCGUCAAUUAAUUAUACGCUACCCCAUUUCACUUAUAACCGUUUUGAAAAUGUGGUCGCAUUUACAUUACACGUAAAAAAUGUCGAAUCAACGUCAAUCGUUGCUAUUGAUACGAGUAACAGCUAUCGACUAAAGUUCUCAACCGUUGGAUCUGGGUAUUUCAAUAAUUAUUAUGCGUUUUAUUUUGCCAUGCCCACGGGAACGGCCACCAUUUCGGAAUCUCCACGUGUCGAGACAUGGGACAAUAAUGUUGUCAUUCAAAUUGAACUGGAUUCAAUCGAUCGUUUUGCAUCGUACGAUGUUGGACUGAGCGCAAACGAUUGCAAGCAUUUUGCGUGCAACGAAAAAAAGUCAUACAAUGACGUUAGUGAAAAGGUCGCGGAAGACAAAACCAAUUAUGUGGAAGUGGGAACGGCCAUGUCAAAUGAAGAGCUACAAAUUGAAAUUACAAAUAAGAAUUUCAAAGCUAAAAGUACAACUGAUGAUGAUGAGGAUGAAAUUAAGGCGCCAGCAGUUCAACGUCCUAAGACGAAAAAAUCGAAACGAGACAAUAGUAAAAAGGCUCGUUCAUACUCCGAAUCACAUUGCGAUGAAUUAAAGCAAACCGAAGAGGCGAAACAGGUGAAUGGUGGCGAAAAUCAUGCAAAUGAUAAAAAACCAUGUCCACAGCAUGCCAUCAAAUCGCGUACACAAUCCGAAUCGAGCAACGAUGAACAUCAUAUGGAUUUGUUUCCGUUGAAGGGCAUUUUAAAGCGUCACAGUUCAUAUGAUCGUACCACAACGCCGGAAUGUUCGCUCGACGAACACGGCUGUGCCGGUUCCAUUGACCUUGGCAUUGGCUCAUUCAAGAGCAUACCGGAGGAAAAGGAUGCCGAACACUCCGAAAGCGUUAAAAAGACUGUCCGUUUCGACAAGCAACUUUGCCGAAAACUGUUAUUCAAAAUGAAUUCAACCAUUAUUGGUCAGCGAAAGCCGAAGGAAAACAAACGCAAGAAGAAGAAGCGUAAUCAAGAGCGCCGCUAUAGCGAAGGUGAAGCUUCGGAUUAUGAAAAUAAUUUGCAGCCAUCGGGAGCAUGCUGUCAGAAACCCACCGCAUCUGUCGACGUCAAUAAAAAUAACAAAGACACCGAACACAAAACCAAUUUGAUAUUCGAUAUAGAAAUUUAGUUUCUAUAGCUUUUUGAGUCCAACCGAGAAUUCUUUUUGCAACAACAACCACAUACUUGUUCUCUUUUUAAUCAUGUAACUUCCUACUUAAACAAUUUACUAAACAAAAACAAAAUCACAUGUCCAGUGACAAUUAGACACAACACAAGAACAAAGCUACAAAUAAAACACAGCAAACAAAAACAAAAAACAACAACAAGCAUAGAGGCCCACUUUUGGUUCAUAUAGCAUAUGUAAUCAAUGGCAUCAGUAGAAUAUUAUAAAAGCAGGAGCAUUGAGCAUGUUCAAAAUAUUAAA
This is a messenger RNA of Sitodiplosis mosellana (orange wheat blossom midge), 4924 nucleotides long. RefSeq names its product protein kintoun (gene Nop17l). NCBI's taxonomy places the organism in Eukaryota, Metazoa, Arthropoda, Insecta, Diptera, Cecidomyiidae. Bases 2195 to 4627 code for a protein of 810 amino acids. Gene Ontology annotation, cellular component: cytoplasm. The record is from RefSeq and is a predicted model, not a curated record. The transcript is spliced from 3 exons. Gene Ontology annotation, biological process: axonemal dynein complex assembly.